GACGCAAUAAAAAAAGUCCCCGACGCCCCCCUGCUAACCUUACCUACCUGGUAGCUGCUAACAUCCCGCACCAGCAUUUAAAUAAUUAUCCAAGAUAACCUACCUCUUACACAUACCUCCGUCAACCCGUGUCUAUUAAGAAUAACCGUUGCCCACAUUUUUACGCUGCCAGCAUCCUCCCAAUCGCCAUGUCGAAGCCGUCACAGUUGCGCUCCCUCUACCGAUCACUCCUUCGAGAACUCCCUCCUAAACCACUCCCGUCCUCCUCUUCGCGAGUUCGUUCUCCUUUACAUCAACAAUUAAGACAAAGCUUCUCAAGUGAUCCGCCCCACGAGCACGUCGUCGCCCAAGCCGACCAGUUAGUACAGUAUCUUAAGGCACAAAGGCAAUAUACGACUCUGCUGGAGCGAUAUAAUCCGGGCAUGGGUAUGGAUGAGGAAGAGCGCGUCAGGCUGAGCGCCCGUCGGGUCGGCAUGGAUUUACCAGUAGAGUACGAGAAGCAGGGCAAACACAGUUGAAGUACAGGAUCAUAGGAGGAGAAGUUUGCGGAACAGUGCCAAUUCGUCUGCACAAUAUCACCAUGGGUCUCAAUCAAAACCUCCGCUUCCAAAGAUGUCUGGAAUACCCCCGACUCUACGGGCUGGGCUUGGCGAAGAGCUGCACUUUAACCAUGUUAAACGACUAUUCAACUACGAUAAUAGGCCGGGGGUGUUUCAUAUAAUUGCCCGACGUUACUUGAGUCGUAUGAGUAUACAGCACUCAAAUUAUGAAUCCCCAGCUGUCAGGUUCCAAACAGGAUUUUGCGUAAAGGGGAAAUGUCAACCACUACAAGUUUUAUACAUAACUUAACUCAUAGAAUAUCUGAAAUGACAAGGAUUAUCAUAUCAGGGCUUGCGCUCUGUAGCAAUUUUGGAAUUCCACACAUUCUAUAGUUGAAUAAGCGCCCAUCACCCUCGUGUUACUCGUGUCCUCUUUUGCUCGACUUUUGGAUUUUGUAUUGAUGUGGAAUAGACCCAAACGUGUAAAUCGCGUAC
Molecule: messenger RNA, 1034 nt
Organism: Daldinia decipiens
Lineage: Eukaryota; Fungi; Ascomycota; Sordariomycetes; Xylariales; Hypoxylaceae
Exons: 2
Coding region: 189-518 (109 amino acids)
Biological process (GO): mitochondrial proton-transporting ATP synthase complex assembly
Cellular component (GO): mitochondrial matrix
Source: RefSeq, a predicted model, not a curated record